AUGGACAUCAGGCCUUGGUUUCAGAGAUGUGGUUUCUCAUUGGACCUUAAUGAAUUGUUCCUGUGGCCUGUUGUAGAGAAGAGGAGGCCCCACCUGUCAUCCAAGAAAAUAAACAUGAAGGAAUCUUCACGUGGCAAAUAUGCAGAGAAAAAAUGUCCUGAAUUUACAGAUCUUAGUUUAGGCAAUGCUUUAACUGGAACAGAUCUGAAAGUGCAACUACUGUUGUAUACAAGGCAAAACCAGAAUUGUUCUGAGAAUCUCAGUGAACAUAAUGUAAUAGCAUCUAGUAGCCUGAAUACAACCAAGAAGACUGUCUUUGUUAUCCAUGGCUACAGGCCAACAGGAUCUCCACCAGUAUGGCUAAAUGACAUAAAGGAACUUCUGCUGGCUUUAGAAGAUUUUAACCUCAUUAUAGUAGAUUGGAACCGGGGUGCUACUACUGUAAUUUAUCCUACUGCUGCUCAUAACACCAAGAAAGUUGCAUAUAUCUUGAAGAAACUUAUUGACCAGAUGUUGGCAGAUGGAGCUUCUCUUGACUCUAUUUAUAUGAUUGGAGUUAGCCUUGGGGCUCAUAUAGCUGGAUUCGUUGGACAGAUGUAUAAUGGCAAACUUGGCAGAAUUACCGGUCUUGAUCCUGCAGGCCCUUUGUUCACUGGGAAACCUCCAGAUGAGAGGCUGGAUCAUACAGAUGCACAGUUUGUUGAUGUCAUUCAUACUGAUAUUGAUGCUUUUGGCUUCAGGAAACCCUUGGGAAAUAUCGAUUUCUACCCAAAUGGAGGGGCAGAUCAGCCUGGCUGUCCACAAACAAUCUUCAGCGGAAGUAAAUAUUUUAAAUGUGACCAUCAGAGAUCUGUUUACUUGUUCCUGUCAUCCUUGAAACGGAAUUGCAACAUAACAACAUACCCUUGUGAUUCAUACUCAAAUUUUAAGAAAGGAAAAUGUGCUAACUGUGAAGAUUUUCAUCCAGCAUCAUGUCCAGUUCUGGGUUAUUAUGCAGAUCUGUGGAAAAAACAGCUCCGCAAAAAGAACCCUCCAGAAACAACAGCUUAUUUAGAUACCUUGGAACAAGAACCAUACUGCAUGUACAACUACUUUAUAGAAAUUAUUACCUGGAACAAAAGCGUUAGGAGAGGUUUAAUUAAAAUUAAAAUAACCGAUUAUUCUGGAAACACAAUAGACUCACACAUGAAAUGUGAACCUACAACUUUUCUGCAGUAUAGACAAGCUAGCAUACUUGUCGGAUUUAACCAGGAUUUUGAUAAAAUAUCAAGAAUUUCCUUAACAUUUUCUACCAACUCUUUAAUAGGCCCCAAAUAUAAACUCAGGAUUAUCAGGAUGAGGCUAAGAUCUAUUACAAAUCCAGCCAGACUGCACCUGUGCAGAUAUGAUUUUGUAUUACCAGAGAACAUUGAAGUCACCUUCAAACCGAUUCCAUGCCAAAAGAAGGGCGUAACAGCCUCAGAGAAAGAGCCUUUACUGACUUGAUUUCCUGUAUAGAAAAUGGAACAUUUAAUUCUUUCUCUGGACAAGGAGUGCAGCAGGAAGGGAAAAUGAUAUAAACCAGGCUCAUUUUGAGAAGUUUGUCUUUCGUUACUUUGUUUGAGUGGCACUGAGUGAAGGCCAACAGGAAGUUUAGAUAUCCGUGUGUUAAUAACAUUUUGACAAAGAAAUGUAAGACAACAAAGAACAUGCAGUAAUUUAUGAAUUAUUACUUUUAGGCAGCAAGAAUAUUUCAGGGUACCACCCAAUUAAAUGUGACUUCCCCCCUCUGAUCCUGGCAAAUGAGUUAUGUAAUGCAUAUAUUUAAUUAUUUAUUCUUUAGAAUAACUUUCUUGUCAAGGUAUAAUUAUCUGACUAUUGAACGAAUUUAUUAUACGGUACAUAUGAUAUAUAGAGUUACUAUACAACAAUUUUGGCAUAACACAUUACUUGAAUAAAUAAAUUAAUGCUAUUUCAUUAUAUGAUGCUCCUGCUUGUGAGAACCAUAA
This is a messenger RNA of Alligator sinensis (Chinese alligator), 1988 nucleotides long. RefSeq names its product lipase member H. Gene Ontology annotation, biological process: lipid metabolic process. NCBI's taxonomy places the organism in Eukaryota, Metazoa, Chordata, Crocodylia, Alligatoridae. The record is from RefSeq and is a predicted model, not a curated record. Gene Ontology annotation, molecular function: lipase activity; carboxylic ester hydrolase activity. The coding region runs from base 1 to 1485 and encodes 494 amino acids. The transcript has 10 exons.